Molecule: messenger RNA, 20831 nt
Organism: Ceratotherium simum simum (southern white rhinoceros)
Lineage: Eukaryota; Metazoa; Chordata; Mammalia; Perissodactyla; Rhinocerotidae
Source: RefSeq, a predicted model, not a curated record
AUGGAGCUGUACCUCAGCGCCUGCUCCAAGGCUGCCAACGUCGCCGCCUCCAAGACGGCCACCAGCAGCCUGGCCGCCGACAGCCAGCAGUGCGGCGACGGCGCGCACAAAACCCACUUGCCCGGGGUCGGAGCGGCUCAGCUGCUGGAUCUGCCUCUUGGGGUCAAGCUGCCUGUGAUCCCAGGAAGCAAUACUUUGUACUAUACUACAAAGUUAAGUGAAAAGCUUUUUCAGCCUUCUUAUGGCUUUAACCUGACUGAUCCUUACUGUCGACUUUUGGAAAACCAGUAUAAAAGUCUCCAUGAUCCACAUUUAAGAGCGUACUAUAAGCGCAAAGAUAUCCUGAGGAGAUUAAAGAAAGGUGGCUACAUCACCAGCAAUAAUAAAAUUGUAUGUACCUUGAAGGAACUGAAUAAGUACAGGCAAUAUCUUACCAGUUUAAAAUUAGACUUUGAAAGAAACUAUAUAAGAGAACAAAAAAUGCUUGCAAAACAAGUAAAUAAACUACAGGAAAAUAGUCACAUACCUCAACAUUGUGAUGUUGCACAGUUCCAAAAUUGGUUGUUACAGGAGGGCACCCAAUCUAUUAAGGACCAGGAACGACUAAUAAGACACAGGUAUUUGGAUAUGAUAAGUAGGGAAUUAGAACAACUUGAGCACACAGCAGAAGAGCAGCGCCUGCUCCGGAUGGAUAGAGAAGAAAGACAACAGCGGGAACACACAAGAAGAAAACUGAUUCUUCGUCGAAAAAUUGAAGAGGAAUGGAAGACAAAAGAGAUGUUACUUCUGACAAGGAUUGGAGAAGAUGUUAGAAGGGAAGCUAGGAUAGAGGAACAACGGCGUAGAAGCAGAGAAGAGAGUGACAGGAAGAAACAAGCCCUUCUAGAGAAAAAAAUGGCUUAUCAUUUACAAAAAUUGCAAGAAAAUGGCUUUAAGAGAGAUGAUAUGAGAAAAAAUACAUUUGAUUACAGAGGACAAGAUGGAACACAUUUUGAACCUUCUUCUCCAAAGAAGAAAAAGUUUUCUGAAGAUAUAAAGUUAAUUUAUUCUAUUGGUGACCAGAAAGCAAAUAAAGGAGGAUAUGGACCUGCAGCAAAUGCCAUUCAUCGAUCUCUAAGUAGUUCAAAGAAUGUUGUCAAAAACUCAGCAGCUGCGGUUGUUUGUCAGCCAGACAUACAACAUAGUGCUACUAAACAAAAGAAAGAUGAAGUGAUAACUAAAAAAUCAAGUCUUCUUGAUGAUAGAGGAGCUAUGUACAUCUCAGCUCGAGAUUCAAUUAUUUCAGCUCAAACUUCACCCACAAGAGAUUUUCCUAGACCUUCGCAGUCUUAUUUGGAUCCUCCCAAAGAUGAGAAGGAGAUAAAUGCUGAUUGGAAUGAAAGAGCAAACAGGAGACCAAGCUACCUCUGUGAAUCAGGAACUCAGGCUCGUGCCGGAGGCCAGAGUAUUUUCACUUCUCGUGUUUUCUCAAAUAUACAACAGAACCUCCUGCAAAAUUGUUUUCAAGAAAAAGUAACUUCUGAAGAACUAAAUAGUAUAAUUCAGAAUAUAAUGACCUGGGUUGUGGCUACAGUGACCAGUAUAUUAUACCCAGCCAUCACAAAGUAUGAAGAAAGGUUGCGAAAUAAUGCGUACCCAGUAUCUGAUGACUCUAUCCUCUCUUCAGAUAGUUCGAGUUUCUGUAGCACAUGCAGUGAAGAAUUUACAUAUGGAAGCUACACAUCUGCAACAACUAAAACAUUUCAGGGAGAGCCCUGUGCAUUUUCAGUUGACAUAUCAGUAAGGCAACCAACGACACCUUUAAAACCACCUGCUGCCCAUGUGGAAAAAACAGUUGUGGGAAAAACAUAUCACAUGGAAGGACAGUCUAGAACAUCUAAACUCGAAUAUAAUAAAACCAGCAUGACAUAUGCAUACCCUAAGCUCAGAAGCUGUAAAUCUGAUAGUUACCUUUUAGCAUCAUUUGAAACAGGCACAAAAAAAUCUAAGGAUGCUACCACCGAAACAGAUGGCUUAGAGAGUCCACAGUUUUCUGAUCAAAAAGCAAAAGCGAUGAAUGAAAUGAAGAAUUUAAAGAAUGUUUUUGUUAACUUUAAGUGCCACUUAAAAGGGGAAACUGAAUUGAUUUUAGAAAGCAUUUUUCAAGAAAUGAUGUCUGAUUUAACACAGGCCAUUCCCUCUAUUUCUUCGGUUACUGCUGAAGUUUUUGUUGGCCGAAGUGAGCCUGAAAAAGGUGACUUGCUCUCCAAUGUUGAUAUCUGCUCAGUAGCUUCAGAGAUUGUGGAAAAUAUGCUUGAGAAGCUACAGUCUGCUGUUGAGAAAAAAUGUGUAGAGAUAUUUUCACAAGAAGAUUUGUCAGUUAACGUUAAACCAAGCUUAACCCCCAGUGGAGGAUAUCUCACUCCGUCAAAUGGAAAACCUUUAAAAGCUUCACUGCCUUUGGACCCCAUGUGUGAUAUUGCAGAGGAUAUGGUCUGUGCCAUUCUGGAAAAGCUUGUGACUCUUGCAUCUUGUAAGCAAAAUGAACUUCCCCAUCUUGAAGAUGCAACUAAACCUUCCUAUCAGCAACAUAUGAUAGACCCAAAAGCUGACAAAAAGUGUAGUCCUGAACCUGGUACAACUAAUUUAAUUGUUAAAGAAGAGAUACAAAAUUUAAUAUCAAAUAUUUUUUCCCAGUCCUCUUUGGUUGGCCAAAUAGAGGAAGCAAUCAGCACUAUACUAGGAUAUGUACAAACUGAACUUGAAAAUGAGAGACUUAUUGCAUCUGAAGAAACAGUAGUACUCCUCCAGCUACUUGAUGAUAUCUUCACUCAGCUACAUCAGGAGCCAGUAAUAGCAGAUGUUCAAAAAUGUAAACACUCUAGACUGAGAAAUCCUUCUGACACUGAAGAAAAGUACAGACUCACUGCCACUAGAUUAUCUAAUGGUCCUAGGUCUGGAAGACCAUUUCCACCUAUUAAUGUUCCUGGCAUGGUCCUUUAUUCUGAAGAUGACAAUGAAGAAAUAGACAAAAUUGUGGAAAAUGUGCUUGAUUCAUCUUUCAAAGAUGAAAAAGUAAAAUCACAAGAACAGAUUCCUGAGCAUUGGUUUACAAAAGGAAACACUUGUAUUCAACACAAAAGAAAUAGCAAACCGCCUACAAAGCCUGCUUCUGGAAGAAGCAAAGUUGCAUUUCACAAUGGGGAAUUAAAGACUGACCUACCACCUUUUAAUAAUAAAGAAAUUUUAAAGGAAAAACCCUGUUUGAAUAAAGAUAUUUUGAUUUUCAGCCAAGAUCAAAAGCAUCAAAUACAAAGGGCUUCAGAAAACAUAGUUAAAAGUAUUUUAACAGAAAUGCUCAAGGACCUAUCUUCUGUUCCUCCUGGUCACUUAGACAGUAAAACUGGCAAGGAAGCUUCAGUUCUUGUUUCAGAAAAACCUCAAGGACUGUCACAUCAAGAAUGGAUGGACCAGAUGUUCUCUGUGUCAGAAAUUACUACAGUGGCUCAGGAAAUAACAGAUGCUGUGUUAAAUAUACUUCAUAAGGCAUCAAGCUGCAUUUCCCAAACCACCAGAAGUUCCAUUUCAUCAUCAGUUCAUCAAACUUCUCUAGAUGAUAGUUCUGACACUCCCCACCUGGUCAAAGAAGCACCAAAUAAAAAGCCAUUAAAGUUAUGGUUUGACAGUGAAAAUAAAAUGAAAUACUUAUCUUCACUCAAUGGAGAUCCUGCAAAGCCUUCCCUGUUAAAAUCAGAAGAAAGUGCACCAAAAGCUAUAGAUGACAUUACCGAUAAGAUCAUUAAUACAGUUUUUAAAAGGCUGAAGUUAUUCGUUUGUUCAAAAUUGCAAAUGUGCUUCAAACAUUCACCUGCAGAGCAAUCGUCAUUACAAUCUCAACUUAGUACUUAUACAACUAAAGUGGUAAACAUUGUUUUGCAUGCUAUUCAAAAUGAACUGGAACUCAAUAAGAAAAAAAUAAAUCUUAGAGAAAUAGACCACAUCAAACCCGUUAAACGUAAAGGAUUUUUUGCUGACACUGAUAACUUAGAAUCUCUUGUCCCAAAUCUCAAUGAUGACAUUAUGGCAUCUCCAUUAUUAACUUGUAUUUGUGAAAUUUUAUCAAGUGGACAUUCAGAUCAAAGCAAUAUUUCACUCUCUUCAGAUAAGUCAAGGCCCACAAUUUCAUAUGGAUCUGACAAUGUUGAUAAACAAAACAUUUUGCCAAGGAGGCAGGAUAAAAAAUCUUUUUUCCAAUAUUUAGCUACUCCAUGUGCUCUCCAUAGUGUCUUUAAUGAAAAAGAUCUCAAAGAGAAUGCCAGACUGCAAGUGUUAGAUAGUAUUGGGGAAACAGUGUAUGAAAUGUUAUGCAAGCUCAUAGGAGCCCACCCUCACUGUCAGCCAUCUUUUAGUGAGCUAAACAGAGAGAAGAUGAAUGACAAUCAGCAAACAGCUACUAAAUUGCAGUCAAAUAUUCAGCUCACUUCCAAAACAAUUUUGGAAUAUAUCCUGGCAAAAUUAUGUAGUGUUGACACGGAUACCAGUUUUGCAAGUUCUGGAUUUAAAGCUGUCUCAGAGUCUCUUGAUAUUGACAGCCUAUCGUUUGCCUCAGUUAUUGAGGAAAUAGCCAAAUGCACUGAUAUAAUCUCCAGCAUAGUUUCCAGGAUGGUUCAGGAGGAUAGUAAAGAGGUGACUAAAAGCAAGGCAAAAACUGUUGCCCGUGUGCCUUCCAAAACAGGGAGCUCAAAAGAAAUGCAUCCAAAUAAACUGAAGGCUGUGGCUUCAGAUAUUCUCAGUAUGGUUUUUGCUAAACUGGAAGGGUUUGCCAAUGGAAAUUUAGAAACUCUGGGUUCUAUUAAUGAUGGAAAUAAAAAAAGCAAUAAGAUGCAUUUGGAAUGUGAAAGUCCUAGUGUUUUCACAGACACACAUGAAGGACUGUUGCAGUCUGCUUUAUACAUGAAUGCAAAGAAGGUAUCAAGUUCUAUUUUGAAAGCUAUUCAAACAGAAUUAAAUAUGAACUCAUUAGAUUUGAGGACAAAUGUAAAACCCCCACCACCUGAGAAACAAAUGCUUAAGAAUAUAGUCAAUUUAAUUUUAGAUGCAGUUUCCUCAGAUAUAUUUAAUGAAACUGAAUCUGAAGAGAGAGGCAUUGAAACUUAUCGAUACAGGCCAACCUAUGGAAAUUUUCUUCCUGGAGGAGCUGAGUCAGAUUCGUUUCUAGAAGAUGCUGCACAUACAGAGAAAGAAUUCAUUGGAGAGAGAACAUCACUAAGAGAAGAGACUAAAUCAGAUUCUCUUAAACAAUGGUUUCUAGAAAGAACCUUAAACAAGAUUGAAGUGAAACUCAAAGAAACACAGAAAUCUCCAAUUGUUCCUAUUAUAAGAAAUAUUUUGAAUGAAAUUUUUCAAAGUGCUUUGGUCAAUCAAUUAAAUGUGCUUCCUCUCUCCCACUCUCAUUUAAGUGGCAUCCCUCACAAUGUGGAUGAGCCAAUUGCUCAAACAUCUGUUCAAUUUACAGAUAAAAUGAUGGGUCCUUUAGUGUCUGAAGCAGAUGUAAAUAUAGUGGCAGAUGAUGUUGUUAGAACUAUAUUUCAUAAACUUUAUUCAGCUGCCAUAACAGAGAGAAAUGCAAGUGGAAAUCAGUAUAAAACUGUCACCUUUUCAGCAAAUGUUUCUUUUCAUGAACACACCUAUGGAGGAAAGUCCUCUUUUACUGUGCUGGGUAAGAAUCCAUGUACUCUUCAGCCCAGAUUCAAUGUUGACAAACAGACCAAAGUAAAUGUAGUUGAAGAUAUUGUGCAGGCAAUCUUAACAAAUUUAGAAACUUUUGCUACUUCCAAAGUAAAAUCUCUCCUUUGUCCCCAAAUCGACUUCACCAUUCCAAUGGCAUUACCUGUUCAGCAGGAUAAGGGUGCAUUAAGCAAAGCAUUAUCAGCCAAAGAUUCAUAUUCUGUCGAUCAAUUUUCCUGUUGCUCAGUGGAUCAUAUUACAUCAGAAAAGACCAAUUCAUUUUGUCAACUCCCUUUGAAUAAAUUAAAUACGUAUGCAACAGAAGUGGCCAGAAAAAUUUUACAAGGAAUCAAACAUGAGUUAGAUAAAGAAAGGGAAAGUCCUUUCUUAACUCAUAACAUUGUGGUUUCUGAAAGUAUUGCAAGUCAGAUUGUUAACACAGUGUUAGAUAUUGUAUCAUCUAAAGGCAUAUGUGACAAAAACAAUUCUGACAAAGAGAUUGAUUCAGAUAAGCAUGAAGGUAUUAUUGAAAAGCUGUUUAAUAAGACUGAAUAUCGAAAAGUACUUCAGUUUAAAAUACAAGAUACCAUUGAAGAUAUCUUAUGUGAUAUUUAUGAAAAAACAUUGUGUCAGAAUAAUCUCUCAUUUGCCACACCCACUCUGAAAUGUAGCAUAGCUGGUAAACAUUCCCCAGCAAAUUCUGAAGUGUUCAUUGAGGGUACAAAUAAGAUUAUUUCAAAACUUUCAGUUCCUAAAUCAGAUGUCAAUUUGGUAUCCAAUGAUAUAGUGGAUAUUGUUCUCCGUAAUCUCAGUUCUGCUGUCAUGCUUGGCAUAAACACAAAGGAUCCUACUUCUGCAAAAUUGCCCCUGAUGUUUUGUGAUAUAUUUCCAAAAGCAGAGUGUCAACAGCCUCCUCUUAUGGAGUCAAAAAGUGAAGAGAAAACAGAGUGUUUUCCAUCUUCAACAAAUCUGAAGUUAGUCUAUGCUGAUGAUAGUCAGAUAACUGUAGUAGAGAAAGAAGACACCAAGAAAUUUGCUCCUGACCCAUGUGAGGAAAAUGCUAACUUCAUCACUAAAACUAUUUGCAAUCGGUUAGAAUCUUUUGCCAAAGAAAGAAUAGAUUCGUUAAUUACUCUUGCUUUCCAGCCUAAAGAAAAGUCAUUUGUUAGCCCGGAACUGGAAAAUUGUAAACAAGAUGACAGCUUUUUUCAUGAAUCAAGCCAAUUGGAAUCAAAUGUGGAUGUCCUGAAAAUAUCAACUGAAACUAUUCUCAGCCAAGAGCUCACAGAUUCCACUUUUGCCAGUUACAGAGAAAAACUUGGAUCCACAAUUCAUCUAUCACAAGCUAGUCUUAAGGAAUAUGCUGACAUCAUUGCCAGUGCCAUUUUGAAGCUUGUUAAAAAUGACUUAGACCUAGAAAUCCAAAAGACAUAUCCAUAUCCAAACAAUAUUUCAUUCCAAGAAAGCAUCAUUGUGAGUGAAAUUGUCAACAGUAUCUUAAAGAUUUUAUAUGAUAAAAGAUCUGUAAAGGAAAUUAGUUUUUACUCAAAAGACAAUCCUAAUUUAUUUUCACAACUAGCUGUAUCAAAUGAAAUAUUACUGGGACAAAGAGAGCAGGAAAAAAGCACCAAACUAUCUCUGUUUCCAAAGUAUCCGUUAGAACAAAACCAAACGACAUUGGAAAAGGAAAGCCAGAGAAUUGUUUUGGAAGAGAUAUUUAUGAGAAAUGGAGAAUCAAAACAAAAAGAAAAAACUGCAUUGCUCAGUGCAGUGGAAGAAGUUUUAAAUAAAGUAUAUCAAAGAAUAAUGGAAAUCAUAGGCCAUUUGCCUCCAUUUAAUGAAAUCCCUCACUUUAAUUCUAAAAUUAAAACAUCAGACAUAACACGAUCACAUAUUAACAGUGCAGCAAAGGAUAUAGUUGAAAGUGUUUUAGGGAAAAUGUACUCUGUAGUUGUGACAUCAUUAUACAAAAGUAAUAAAAAAGUAGAAGCAUCUGACAACAAUGAUAACUUACCCAAGAAACCAUCAUGCAUCAGAGAAGCUAAACAAGCAGGAAAAGUAAGUAAUCCCACUAGCAAUGUAAUACCACAGGUUUAUCCUUAUGCAGGCAGUCGAAAUGUCUCUCCAUUGGAAAACACUUUUUUGCAGUGUUCACCAUUGCAAGUGGGAAAGGAUUUAGUCCAAAUGGUUCUCAAUAAGAUCACAAAUUUUGCCUCACUUCAUCUAGAAGAGAAUUUUUCUAAAGUGAGCCCUAAAGGCAGCCCUAAGGCAGGUUUUAAAACAAGUUUAAAAGCAAGAUCAAAAGUUACUCCUUUGCCUAAAUUGAGAACAAAACCACAACUAGGAUCUAGUAGUGCUAAGGCCAAAAGCAAGACCAAGUUAGGUCCUGGAGACAAGGCUCCAAAAGACAGCCGAUCCAAGACUGCCAUGGGGCUGCCACAUAUCCUAUCAACAGGAGAUGCCAAAAACCUACCGGAAACCAAACUGCCCACUUCAGAACUACAAAUAUAUGCCAAGGAUAUAGUAAUUAAUAUCCUGGAAACAAUUGUGAAAGAAUUUGAAAAGGUGAAGCAAACUAGAGCAAUGGUAAAUGUUAAAGCUUUACCAUCUGAUCAAAUCAUGGCAGCAAGUAAAAUAGUAAAUACAGUUUUACAAGAAUUAUAUGCUAUAAAUAACCAGAAUUUGGCUUAUCUGAUCAAAUCUUCACAUCUGGAUGAUCUCAAACUUUCACAGGGAAAUAUAGGUGGAGGGUCUAUUGCCAGUCCACAGGCAUGUUUUUACUUGGAAAAUGUUUCUUCACAGCUGGAACAGAUUUUUCCAAAAGAAGGUAUUUUUAAAAAAAUGUUUGACAAAUGGCAAGCAGAAUCAAGUGACAUGGAAAAUGAAAAAUGUAAGCUGUUGAAGACAGCUGAAAAUGUUUUGACUGAAAUUUCAAUAAAAACGAAGAAAUUAGAAUAUUCUCUUUCACUUUUAAAUUUGCCAUAUCUUGAGGAUUGUGAAAGCAUGCUCCAUAAUCGUUUUAAAGGAGCUUCUCCUAGAGCUGAAGAUACCAAAGUACAAAUUAAUAUGUUUGGAAGGGAAAUUGUUGAAAUGCUAUUUGAAAAAUUACAGCUGUGCUUUUUGUCCCAGAUAUCCACCCCAGAUAGUAAAGAAACUCUAGUAAGUAGGAAGGAACACAUUACUACCAAAAGUAAAUAUGGUUUUCCAGCCAAGGACAUCCUCGGCAGUGUACCAAUCUAUAACACGAAGACAAAAGACCAAAUUUCUUUGGGUUCUAGCAACCAAAUUGUUCAAAAAAUUGUUGAAAGGGUUUUAAACAUGUUAGAGUCAUUUGUAGACUUGCAGUUUAAACAUAUCUCUAACUAUGAGUUUUCUGAAAUAGUGCAAAUGCGUAUAGAAAACUUUUUUCCUGUCCAACAGAGACUAUUAAGCAAAAAAAUGUUGCCAAAGUUACAACCCCUUAAAAAGUUUUCUGAUGAAUCCAAGUCAAGUACUAUCAUUUCCAAGGAAAGUGUGCAGAAUACCCUUCUACAGUUUCGUUCAUUCCAAUCAGAGUUACUUACAUACGCUGUUAACAUCGUCUGUGACAUGCUUGGUAUAAUUAAGAACAAGCUAGACAAGGAAAUAAGCCAAGUGGAACCAUCUUCAAUUAGCAUAUUGAAAGAGAACAUUGUAGCAAGUGAGAUCAUUGGCACACUGAUGGACCAGUGUACUCAUUUCAAUGAAUCCCUGAUCAAAAACCUUCCAAAGAAAAGUUUGUUCCAAGGAGUGGAAAAUACCUACGUUGUUAAUCAGGCUGAAUUAGCAACUAGUAUGAAAAUGCCCAUGUCAAAGUUAAAGAAAGUUAGUUUUGGGAAUAAUCCUCCACAAAUCAGUGUACCCAGUUUGGUGGUUUAUUCAGAAGAAGAUAUGAAAAAAAAGUAUAGGGCUUCAUCAAAUUUACCCUCGUAUGCCAGAGCCUCUGUAGAAGACACAAUUAAAAGCUCAGAGCCAAUGGACAGGCCUGAUUUAGAAAAUACACCAUCACGCUCUAGCAACAAAGUACAAGAAGACUUCAGCCCAAGGGAAUCUAACUUUGGCCAUUUUGAUCAAGCCAUGAAAGGAAAUAGCUCUCUCCCUGAAGGCAGUGUCCUACAAAAACUGUUGAAGAAAGCAAAUGAAUCCACAGAAGCAGCCUUAAAGCAAGCCAUGUCAUUCAUAGAACUGGGAAAAGGUGAAAAUCCAAGAGUGUUUCAUUAUGAGACCCUAAAACCAGUUGUUGAGCCAAACCAAAUUCAGACAACCGUUUCUCCACUCAAAAUAUGUUUAGCUGCAGAAAAUAUCGUCAAUACUGUGCUGUCAAGCUAUGGCUUUCCAAGUCAACCACACAAUAAUGAAAGCAUGGAAACAAUGAAACCAUUUUUCAUAUCAAAGCAAAACCCUUUGACUGUAACUUCUGGAGGACAAAAGAAUGAGGAGAAAACUUCACUUAGAAUGUGGAAUAAAAGAAUCAGCUGUAUAUCUGAAGAAGAAAACAAAAAACCUGAAGCCAACAGGGGAGAUUUUUCUUUAUUGCAAAAAUGGGAGAAUAAGUGGUACCCCGAGAUAAGGACCCUGAAGGAAGUUGAAGUCAUUGCUUUUGCUGAUCAUGAACUGGGUCCAAAUGAAAUUCAUUUGAUAGCAAGACAUGUCACCACAUCUGUGGUCACAUAUUUCAAGAACUUUGAAACUAGAGUUUCCAAUGAGGAGAAGAUAUCUAUUAUUUCUACAUUUCCAAGGAAAAAAGAUGAAUCAAAACAGCUUCUAAGAAGCAUAUACAAGGAUUCUUCACUUUAUCAAUUUUGUGAACAUCUCACUGAGUCUGUCAUUUGCCAUUUACUUUCAAGCAUUUCUGAUAGCACCAGAGAUGGUAGAGAAAAAGAGAAAGCAUGGGAAAGCCAAAAUGCAGCAUUUAACAAGAUCAUUUCAAUUGAUACUCAAGUGUUUGAGAACAGGUCAAUUUCUAUUGGAGAACUUGCUUCAAAUAUUUCUGAAAUCAUUAUUGAAAUCCUUUUUAAUAGUAACAUUAUAGAGGCUGACAUUGCACAGCAAACGUUGUCUUUAAAAACAAAGUACAUGUACUGCCCAGGAGUAGCUGCUGCUGACUUUGAUGAUCUCUUUCAGGAUCUCUUAAUAGGAGUGAUUCAUGUACUAUCCAAAGAAAUAGGAAUAAGUCAUCACCUUGAAAGCACUGGAAGAAAUAAGUCAUUUUCCAUGCUUAGAAGCAAUGGUGUGCCCAUUUGCGACAAAACAAGUACAAUGGAAAGACAAAAAGGCUCCAGAGAUUGGGAAUCAUCUACUCACCAAAUUGAUCAUCUCAUUCAGAAAAAUAAAUUAAAUUAUCUGGCAUAUAAGUUAGACAGUCUGGUUGGUAGCCUAAAAACUCGUGAAUCCAAAGAAGUAGUCAAUAAAGUUUUUAAUAUUGUUUUAGAUUUAUUUUUACCAGAUGAACACCCACAUGAGGCUAUGGAUUCUGAUAAAAAAGCAAGAACAUUUUUUUCAUCCUCAAAUGAUCAGAAAAGUAAUAGCAUACUUGGAAAUAACUUAGAGAUCACUCCAAAAUCAUUUUUUCUUCUCAAUGUUGUGUGUGAAAAACUUAUUAGAACACUUUUGGAAAAAUGCACAAACCCUGUCUUUGUUGAUAAUUUAACUCUUUCUGAUGGAAUAUCAGCAGAAGAAUGUCAGCUUUUAAAAAUACUUCAAAGUGUAGAAGAUGAAGAAUUUGAUUAUUGUAAGGGAGCAAUGGACUGUGAACAAUUUCAAGGAGAUUAUAUGUCACACCUAUUGGAAAACCCGGCAGAAAUGGAUCAGAAUUUAUUGUCAUCAGACUCUAUGCUUACUAUUAUUUCCCACAGCUUGGUUAAAUCAUUGAUGGACAAACUAUGUCACAGUAUACAACUCCCCAAAAGUCCACCUUGUACAAACAAGCAUUUAAUGUAUAGAACAAGAGAAAUACAGUCUAGUUUCAUAAAAGCAAAAGCGGCAGAAUUAACAGAAUUGGGACAAGGUAAAGGCUCUUUAGGAUUCAUGAGUUACAACAGUAAUGCUUUGACAGGAUCCUUGAAUAAUCCCAGUGUGAUUAGCUCCAAAAUACAAGCACCAUUUGGCAAGAAAUGUUCAGUAAAUUCCUCUUCUGUGUCACUUCUUCUUAAAAGACAGGGAACAAAGGAUAUGGAUACAAUAGCCAUCCAUAAUAAGCUGUAUCCAGGAGAUAUGAAUACAGGUAUUUAUUCAGCCACAUUUUUGGAGGAAAUAAUUUCAGAACUGUUUUUUAAUCUCUCUACUUCACUGUGGGGCAAAAAUGAAAACAUCACUGAGGCCCGGCUCAAUGAGAUGAAUACAUUAUUUGUCUCCAACGUAGUGAAUGAGUUUAAUAACGCACAAGUCACUGUUUUACGGAAUGCUGAAGAAAGGCUGUGUUUUCCACCAAUCCAUAAAGAAGCUGUUAGUAGGAUUGUUGGUUCAGUUUAUUGUGAUGUUUUACAGCAAUAUAAAUUGAUAGUGACCUGUGGUAAUAAUCUGGCACAUGACAAUAACUCAAUAGCUGAACAAAUAACUAAUGGCAUAUUGUUAGAGAUUUUAGACUACCAACUCCCAUCCUGCUUCAGGGGAAAGCUCAUACCUAAUUCAUAUUACCCUCUUGAAGCUGAAAUUAUACUACAGAAACUUCAAAAUAACCUGAGAGAAUUUACUUCCCAACACAGAUCUUCAAAAGGCUAUAGCACCAUGUUGUCACACUCAUUUUUAGAAGAUAUUAUCAGAAGACUUUUAUCUCAACUCAUUCCUCUACCCAGUAAGGCUUCUUCUUUGGGAAACAAAUAUUUCAUGAGUUCAGAUUUUAAUGACAUGUCUACCUGUAUAAUAAAUAAGGUUAUAUCAGCCAUUUCAAAACAUAGAAUUUGGUUCACUAUAUAUAAUAAUCAAUAUCUAUGCACAGGAAAAAACCUCCAGAAGAUGGUGGAUUCUGUUUAUGGCAAUCUUGUACAAAUGUCUGACUCUCUUGAUUCAAUACAGAAAAGUAUAAUCAGCCAAAGUCCAAUUAUGCUUGACCGAAUAGCCAGUUUUAUUAUCCAAGAGAUUAUUGAAAAUCAUCUUCAGCCGUUUUUGUGUGGAGAAGAUUUACCUCGUCCAAACACUCCAUUGGAUGCAAUAUCAAAUAUGGUUAAACAGGUUCUCAGUGAAGUCACAGAGUCACACAGACCCCAGACACCAUCACCCUUAGGUAUUUACCCUCACACAUUUGUAGGGGAAAUUGUUGCCAGACUUUUAUCAAAGAUUUUCAGUCUAAAGCAUAACACUGCAAUUGAACUAGAAAACAUGACCCAAAAAAUAGUAAACUCAAUAAGUAACCAUUUUGCCAAAGCUAAAAUUCACAUUCUAUAUGAUGACAAAGAACAGUCUUACUCCUCUGUAGAUACAGAUAUUGUAGAUGAACUCGUCACCUCAGUUUAUAGAAACGUUUUAAAACAGCAUGGGAUAGACCCUGAGGUUGAUAAAGAGUCUCAAGACAGUGAUAUUUUUGUGGAAAAUAUUACCAAUUUAAUUGUAGCAGCUAUUACAGAUUAUCUUGUUCAUCCACUGUUUUCUGGGGAUUUGUCAUCUUCCUAUUCUAUUUCAACAGCUGAGAAUAUUUUUCAGGACAUUCUUAGUAACAGCAGUAAAUCUACCAAGCCAAGUCAGUGUUUAUCUCCAUAUAACACCUUGCUGCCAUAUACAUUUUUAGAAGACAUGAUCAGAGUACUAUUAUCUAGGAUCUUUCCUUCUGCAUCUAGCAUUGUUCCAAACAGAGAAACUCCAAAAGAUAGAUCAAGAGUGAAUUUCAAUGAAAUUGCUUCAGAGAUAAUCAGUGAUAUUAGGAUGAAAAUUUCCCAACAUGAAAUUCGAUUUUCAAAAGAUGAAGAAGACACCAACUUUGUGUAUUCAGAAGAUGAUGUUCAGCAUCUCGUUGACUCAGUAUUAAAAAAUAUUUCACAAAACUCUGAGUCUCAAGAAUCAGUUGAGCAAAAUAUCACAAGCAGUAAUGAUGUUCUGAUUGAUAGAAUAGCAGGUUUUAUCAUUAAACAUAUCUGUCAACAACAUCUUCAGCCAUUUGUGGAUGGGAGGUCAUUACCUUCUUCAUCAUACACAUAUUUUGAUGAUGAGAGAAGGCAGUGGUUUUAUGCCAGUGUUUAUUCCUCAACUUUUUUGGAAGAUGUGGUCUCUGGGGUUUUAAGCAAAAUAUUCCACAGGGUGUUAGGCGUUGUACAAACAAAAUCAGUAAGAGACUCAGAAGAUGAACUGUUUGAUAAAGUUGAAAAACUCAUACAUUUGAUAGCAGAGGAAUUUUCAAAAGCCCAAGUUAGCAUUCUAGAGAAUGCUGAGGAACAAUGGUGUUUGCCUCCGGUGGAGAGGGAUGUAGUCAAAAACAUUAUUGACAUGGUGUACAGCAAAGUUUUGCAAGAAUAUGAUAUGGAAAUAAUGCCUGAUAAACAUUUUCUAAAUGACACAAAGACACUGGCUGCAAAGAUCACUAAAAUCAUCCUGGCUGAAACUUUUGAUUUCCAAAUUCCUCCAAAUAUUAUAGGAAAGCUUCCUUUUAAGUCACACUCCAAACUCAGUACUAAUGUUUUGAUAAAGAGAGUUCAGUGUGACAUUACUAAAUCAAGGUUCAAAAGACAGGCUUCAACAAUGUAUACUACUAUGUUAUCACAGACCCAUUUGGAAAAAAUCAUCACUCAGCUUAUAUCUCAGAUGAGUCCAUUGGCCUCCAGUGCAGAACACCCAGAUACUUGUCAAUUAGGUUUAAGUAAUACAGUCAUAAAACUGAUAAAUGAAAUCAUGUCAAUAAUUUCAAAACAUGCAAUAUGUAUUAUUAAACAUGGGAAUGAAAAACAAAGUAUGAUUUCAGAAAAAGAUAUCCAGUCUAUGGUUGAUUCCAUUUAUGCUGACCUUUCAUGUUCAGAUGUAUACCAGUCUCUUAAAAAAGAUAAAAAAUGUAUAAGUAACAUACCUGUUCCAAAAAUAGCAAGUUUUAUAAUAAAAGAAAUCUUUAACCAUCAUCUUCAGUCAUUUUUAUCUGGAGAUAAAACUCUUCUUUCAGCUGCAGUUGAUCAUACUUAUAAACAAAAAGCAAUAGAUCAUAAACAAAGAGAGUUGUCUGUCAUUGUGAACUCGGCUGUCUUUUUGGAGGAAGUAAUUUCUGAGCUUUUGUGUCAACUCCUUUAUGGAUUCUCUUAUAAUGUCUUGGCUGCUGAAAACCCAGAUACAGUAAAAGCCAAAAUUACUGGCAUUGUUACAACAUUAGUAAAAUCAAUUGUUCUGGAGUUCACCACAUCAGAGAUUUUAGUUGCAGAUAACUCUGAUGAUGAUAUGUGUUUUUCAGAGGGAUAUAAAGAAAUGGUUCAAAAAACAGUCAACCUAAUUUAUGAAAAAAUAUUAGAUGAAUAUAAAUCUCUGAUUCAAGUAUAUAGGGCUAUACAAAGUGACAGUAUUUGUUUUGGAAGGAAAAUAUAUCAUUUGCUGUUGGAACAAAUUUAUGAUUAUCAGGUGCAGUCAUUGGUUUCAGGAGAAUUAGUAUCUUCUUCCUAUUCUUCCCUUCAAGCUGAUAAUAUCAUCAGAAAUGUGCUCAAUGUCAUCAUGAAGGAUAGCCACUCCUUGCCAUCAUGUAUUACUGUGCUGCCUCGUUCUCUUUUAAAAGAUAUGAUUUACAAGCUUCUAGUGCAUAUCUUCCCUUCAACUGACACUAAAAGUGAACUAAAAGAGAAAGAGGUUUUACCAGAUUAUGAGUUUGUGGAUGCAGCUUCAAAACUGACUGAUGAAAUUAUCAAAGAAAUUUCUGAACAUGAGAUCCGUCUUGCCACAGCAGACGAGAUUGCAGAAAGUAUGCAAUUAGAAGUGAUUGAGAAUUUGGUUGACUCUAUAUGUAAUAAUAUUUUGAAAAAAUCUGAAUUUCAAGCUGAAGUACAGAAAGAUGCAGACAAAAGAGGAGGUUCAUUCCUCAGUAAAAUAGCUGGUUUCAUUAUGAAGGAAAUCAUGGAUCAUCAUCUGCAGCCAUUUUUACAUGGUGAAGAAUCAUCUUCCAGUGACUUAUCUGGUUAUGACCAUGUCUCUGUAGUUACUAAAUCUGGUAAAGAAAAGACACAGCCUUCUCUAUAUUCAGCCACAUUUUUGGAAGAUGUAAUCGUUGACCUCGUUCACAAAUUUUAUUCUUUUCCAAGUAUUACUGAAGAGUCUAAGAAAAAUGAAAUGCCAGAGCCAGACAUUGUGGGCUUGGCUAUAAAAUUUGCAAACUCUCUGAUAGGAGAAUUUAGGAAAAGUGAAAUUAAAGUUCUACCAAAUGCUGAAGAAAUAUUCUCUUUUCCACCAAUUGAUAAAGAGACAGUUGAUAAAAUAUCCAAUUUUGUAUAUGAUCAGUUCAUAGGAAAUUAUGGAUCUAAAGAUAUUCAGAAGGAUGAUAAAAGUAAUGUUGUUAUAGAAAUGAUUGCUGCUUUAGCCCAGAAGGCAAUCUCUGCUUUCAAGAUUCAACCACUUUUUUCAGGAGACUGGUCUUCCACCUUUUUUUCAUUUCUAAAUCCAGAUAACAUCACCCAAAGGGUUCAACACCUACCACAGAAAACCUCUACACAGAUAAACAGAUGCUUAAAAGGAAACCAACUUACUUUACCCGAACAAUUGUAUAAAUACACUUCUGCAACCUCAGACCAGAAAAAUCUGUUGGACACUUCGGAAACAGAUAGAGGUGCAAUGAGUAGAAAGAAGAGUUUCAAAAAUGAGGAGACUUCAACGAAAAAAGGCGACAUCCAAGAUCCAAUAGUUACCUCUAUAUCUACAAUUAUGAAAAACAACAUGUUUAACCUGUUGUCAGGGUCACCUGCAGGUGUAGCAAAUAAAAACAAAGAGAAUAAAAAUAAAAUGGGAAUUUCAAUUCAAAAACUUAAUGAGAAUGUAUCAAAAGUUACUUCUCCAACUACUAGUGUGAAAAGUAAAGAUACUCAGGAGCCAGAUUUAAGGAUACCACUUAAAAACAAAGAAAUAGAGAAGAAAAGCAUAUCAGCUUCAAAAGAUGAGGAGGGGCAAGGUAAUGAAGUACAUACACAAUUUCCAAUAGCUACUGAUGUUACAGAAUGUGAGAAGGAAAUACUUGGACAAGAUUUUGAAAUAGACAAUGAAAAGAAGAUUGACAAAACAAGAGAAAAUUCAUUAAAAAAAGAAGACAAGUUCUUUCAGUUAUCUUCUUUGACAUCCAAAACAAGAAAUACAAGGACUUCAACAGAGAAAACUUUGAAAACAGUUGCUCAAAGGCCAAACAAUGAGGGGAGAAAAGACUCUCCAGUUCAAAUAGAUAUAAAUGAGGAACAACACUCAGAUUAUGAAUGUGUUCAAAACGUAAUUGAAAAUAUUUAUGAUGACGUCUUAGAAAUAUAUUAUUCUCCAGAAUCAACAGAUUAUUUAAAACUCCAGAGUCCCCCAAGUGAUACAGCAUUGGAUGUAAUUCAAGAGGUCGGCAAAGAUUUUGCACAAUCUAUUUCAGCAAAGGAUUUAUCCCUCUCAAUUAACAAAAAUCUCCCUGCCAAAGAGAAGAAAGAGAGAGAAGAGAAAGUUAAGGAGAAUAAAAAUGAACCUAGUAAACCGGACAGUCCUCAGUACCCACCAAAAAGUAAACCUGUAAUUUUUCCUGCUACAUUUUUAGAAGAUGUUAUCACUGAAAUGGUUAACAAAUUGAUCUUUUCUUCCUCACCAGAAACACAAACAUGUGAUAGAUGUCAAAAUGUAAGCGAUGAUGAAAAUCAAGCUGAACUGUAUGACACAGCUAUGAAACUUAUUGAUUCACUAUUAAAGGAGUUUUCAAAUGCUCAAAUUAAGGUAUUUAGGCCAGAUAAGGAAAAUCAGGUUUUUUCACCUGUAGAUAAAGUGUCAUCAGUUCCUAAAGUACCUCCCAGGUGUAAAGAAUCAACUACAGAUGAAGCAGCAUCUAGCAUUAAGAAAAUAACUGUGGAUAAUAUGCCACAUAUACAUAAAAUGACUAAAAAAUCCUCUUUGAAUAAGAUACCUUUUCUAGAUAAAAUACCAGCAAUUGAUAAAACAUUAGUCAACAAAGUUGUUCACUCCUCUGUAUGCAAUAUUUUGAAGGAAUAUAGAUCUCAAGACUCCAUUUGUAAGAAUAUAAAGAGUAAUGGGGAAAAUUUAGCAAGAAGACUAACUAGCACAAUGAUAAAGGAAAUUUUUCAACAUCAGCUUAAUUUGAUAUUUUAUGAUGAGGUUCCAGCUUCAGCAUGUUUCCCUCUGGAAUCUAAGGAUGUUGUUAAAAAGGUCCAAAAGGUGGCUCAAACAGCUAGCAAAGAAUGUCAAACAUCAUCACCAUAUACCGUCACACUGCCUCAUGAAUUUUUAGAGAAUGUGAUUUCUGCUCUUCUGUCUAAAAUUUUCUCAACAGUAUCCAACACCAAAGCAGAAACAUCUGACGGCAGUUGGUUCACAGAACUGGAUUUCCUUCAAAUGAAAUUAUUAAGUACAGUUACAACAGAGAUAUCCAAGGAUGAAGAUAUGCUUAUACAGUAUGUGGAAUCCUUACAUCCCAAUGAUGAUGAAAUUAUUCAAUUAGUGGUUGAUUCUAUUCAUAAUAAUCUCUUGUCACAGUUUGGAUCACAAGAGAUUAUACAAAAUUGUGUAGCCAGUGGAUGCAGAAUCCUUUCAGAAACCGUAGUUGACCUAGUUCUACGAGAAGUAGCUGGCAAUCAGUUACAGAACUAUUUUUCCGCAGACCUAACUCCACAUCAGUGUGCAGAAGUUGACCAUGUUGUUGAAAAUAUUCUUAAAGAUGUUAUCCAGACUGCUGAUGCUCCCCAGCCUCAACCAUCACAUGCUCAUAUACUACCUUAUAACAUAGUAGAAGAAAUUGCUGUAAACUUUUUAUCAAAGCUUUUAUCUAUGUUUCCAAAAGUGGAUAAGGAAAGAAACAAAUCUCUAGAAGCUGAAAUGCAAAAAAUAAUCUCAAAAAUAUUAAAUUCAAUACAAGAAUUUAUCUCCAAAAGUAAGAUUAAACUUGUACCACCAGCCAAGGAAUUGCCUAUUGUUCCUUUAGCUGACAAUGAAACUAUUGAAAAAGUAGUUAAUUCUGUUUACACCAGUGUUUUAAAGCACUCUGGCUCCCAUACUUCUGUAUUUAAAGAUUUGGUGGGUAACAGCAAUAUCCUCUCUGAUAUAAUAGGUUUUUUAAUGGUGAAGGAAAUUUCCAAUUCUGAAUUUCAGCCUCAAGUAGAGGAAGAAGUAUCAAGUUCAGAGUUAGUUCUAGAAGCUGUCAAAGUUAUGGAAAAAGUGGUCAAAAUUGUUGAUGAAUUUAAGCUCCAGGAAAAGUCUUCAUCCAAAAAAGGUUCUCUGUUAGAUGCCGUGUUUUUGGAGGAAGCAUUGGCCUUGUUCUUGGCUAAAAUAUUAAGGUUGCCAAGUGCCUCAAGCAAAGAUGCCAAAAACUUAUCAAAGCCUGAGUUAAAUAAAAUUGCAUCUCAACUGACAAAAUCUGUGACAGCUGAAAUUUCCAAAAGUAAUAUUAGUCUUGUUGCUGCUGAUCCUGAGGAACACUUUUUAAAUCCAGAAAGUAUAGAAAUUAUUUCUCAGGUUAUUGAUUCUGUUUAUAGUAAUGUACUGCAACAAUCUGGAACCCAGAAAGAACUUUAUUUUGAUAUAAAAGAUACAAACAGAGUUUUCCCUAAAAAAGUGGCUAGUUUAAUUAUUAAUGAAGUUUCAAAUUUUCCAUUAGAUAUAGUUAACUCAAAGAAUUCAAAUCCAAAUCUCUUUGGAGAUCUGGACAUUAAUAGAAUUAUUCAAAAGGCACAAAAGUAUGCUGUUAAAAUGAUCCCUGACUUAGAGGAAGAAGAGUCAGCUCAAGAUUCAGUUGGAGAGGAAUUUCCAAUUAAAAUAGUUCCACAUGUUGGGAAUAAACCGAUCAAAAUAGAUCCACGCAUUAUCGCAGAACACCUGGCAGUAAUUUCUGUAAAAACUCAACCUCUUGAGAAACUUAAAAUGGAGUGUUUAAGAAAAACUGGACAUAGCAUAGAAGAACUGAGAAGAGUGUCAAUAAGUGGGAAAGGUUACUCAUCAGACACGUCUGAUGUAGGAAAGAUGAGGAGAGAAAGACGUAUCUCAUUGGAUAAGACCGGACGACUAGAUGUAAAACCCUUAGAGGCUGUUUGCAGAAAUUCAUUUCGGAAUAUAAGAAAGCCUGAUAUCACCACGGUGGAGCUUUUAAAAGAUGUUCAGAGCAAAAAAGAUCUUAUCAUUCGGUUAGUAGCUCAUGAUAUUGAUCAAGAAGAUUCAGAAAGUAACACAGAAGAGGGACUAAUGUCUGAUGAAGAUGAAGUUGUUUUAAGAGAGAUUGUACAAGAAGAAUGCUUAGGAGAACAAUUUGAAGAUCAAGUGAAAGAAGUCAUAAAGCCAGUAGAGAGCAAAGCUGUGUCCCCCAAGCCAAUACGAAGCACAAGCAGCCUGAAAAAAUUUUUGUCAUUAAGCAAAUGUUGUCAACCCACAUCCAGUGCAAAUAUUGAAAGUAUUGAAGCAACCUCAAAUCAUAUAAUAGAACCUAAGGAGAGACAAGUUAAAAGAACUGUUGCCGAGCUUGACAUGGCCACUUACUCAACAUCCAUGACUGAAACAUACUCCUCUUGGGAGAAAAAAACACAGCGUAAGAAAGAAGAAAAGAAUCUUAUUACUGAACCAACACAUUACUUCAUACACAGAAUUAUGAGUUUAUCUUCAUACAACCAAGAAGACCUCAUUUCAUAUGCCAGUGAGACUGAAGAUCGUACCCCAGAUACAAGUGCGAAAAUAUUAGAAGAAAGUUCUCAGGAACAAAAGCCAGAGAGUUCAAGCAGUAUUAAGUUUAUCACCAUCUUUGAAGGAAACAAGAAUAUUCUUGGCAGUGUGCAUCCCUCAAAAGAAGUCAUUUCAGAAACUUCCAAGCCCAGUAUUUCCAAACAAGGAUCUAAAAUGCUGGAGAAGGUAUCUUCAGCUCUGGCAAAGGUGUUUUCUAGAACUAACACCAGUAUUUCCAAAUCUCCCUCACCACCUCACCAGGACAAGCACUGAAGCUUCUAUAUCUGAUAUAACUAUGCUUACUUCCCUUAGAAAAUAAAGUG